UAGCUAUUUCCCCUCUUUUUUCUAUGUAAAAAUAAACAGCUAGAAAGAUAAUUUGAUGGAGAUUUUGUCCAACACAAUUAUAGCAACAAUUUGUGUUGCAAUAUUGUUGGUAUUUACAUGGAGAGUGUUGAAUUGGGCAUGGUUUAGGCCAAAAAAAUUGGAGAAUAUCUUAAGGCAAAGGGGUCUAAAAGGAAAUCCAUAUAAGUUACUCUAUGGAGAUUUGAAUGAAUUCACAAAAAGUAUAGUUGAAGCAAAGUCUAAGCCUAUCAAUUUCUCUGAUGAUAUAGCUCAAAGACUCAUCCCUUUUUCCUCAACUCCAUCAACAAAAAUGGUAUAUGUUUCUUUUAUUGAUUCAGUUGGAAAAUUACUGGCAGGUAAAAGUUCUUUUGUGUGGCUAGGCCCAUAUCCAACAGUGUUGAUCACAGAUCCUGAACAUGUAAAAGAGAUUUUCACAAAGAAUUAUGUGUAUGUAAAGCAGCGUCAUGUCAAUCCAAUGACCAAGUUAUUGGCUGACGGUCUAUCAGCCAUUGAUGGAGACAAAUGGGCCAAACACAGAAAAAUCAUCAAUCCCGUGUUCCACGUAGAGAAGUUAAAGCAUAUGCUGCCAGCAUUUUAUGUGAGUUGUAGUGAAAUGCUAAGCAAAUGGGAGGAAAUUGUUCCAAAGGGAACAUCAUUUGAACUCGAUGUAUGGCCAGACCUUCAAAUAAUGGCUAGUGAAGUCAUAUCUCGUACAGCAUUUGGGAGUAGCUAUGAAGAAGGAAGAACAGUAUUUGAACUUCAGAAAGAACAAGCUGAGUAUGUAAUCGAAAAAGGACGAUCAAUUUAUAUACCAGGAUCAAGGUUCUUGCCUACUAAAAGGAACAAAAGAAUGCUGGAAAUCGAAAAGCAAGUCCAAACAACGAUCAGGUGUAUCAUCGACAAAAGAUUGAGGGCAAUGGAAGCAGGGGAGCCUAGUAAAGAUGACUUAUUAGGCAUAUUACUUGAAUCCAAUAUGAAAGAAAUUGAACAACACGGAAGCAAAGAUUUCGGAAUGACAACAGUUGAAGUGAUUGAAGAGUGCAAGUUAUUCUAUUUUGCUGGACAAGAGACUACUUCAGUGUUGCUCGUCUGGACAAUGAUUUUGCUGUGCUUACAUCCAGAGUGGCAAGUACGUGCCAGAGAGGAGGUGUUGCACGUCUUUGGAAAUAAUAAACCAGAUUUGGAAAGACUAAAUCGCUUGAAAAUUGUAACAAUGAUCUUGUACGAGACAUUAAGGCUAUUCCCCCCAUUGCCAGUAAUUGGUAGAAUGAAUAAAGAAGAAGUGAAAUUAGGGGAGCUAAACCUACCAGCCGAAAUGCAACUCAUCAUACCCGCAAUCCUAGUACAUUAUGAUAAGGAGAUAUGGGGUGAAGACGCAAAGGAAUUCAAACCAGAAAGAUUCAGUGAAGGAGUGUCAAAGGCAACCAAAGGACAAGUCUCUUUUAUACCAUUUAGCUGGGGACCGCGUGUUUGCAUCGGACAAAACUUUGCAAUGAUGGAAGCAAAAAUGGCAAUAGCAAUGAUACUACAAAAGUUCUCCUUCGAACUAUCACCAUCAUAUACACAUGCUCCAUUUGCAAUAGUGACUAUUCAUCCUCAGUAUGGUGCUCCUCUGCUUAUGCGCAAACUUUAAGAUGAUAUUUUACAACAUUGGUGUUGUAUGUUGAUCUACAUGCAUUAUUUGAAUGAUCGAUGUACUAAAUUGUUGCGAGAUCGCAGAAGUCAUGCUUCAAAUUUAAACAUUGACUGCAGUUUGGUUAAUGUUAUCAAAGUUUUUUAGCUUUUGAUAUGA
Molecule: messenger RNA, 1810 nt
Organism: Solanum tuberosum (potato)
Lineage: Eukaryota; Viridiplantae; Streptophyta; Magnoliopsida; Solanales; Solanaceae
Product: cytochrome P450 CYP72A219-like
Exons: 5
Coding region: 56-1651 (531 amino acids)
Molecular function (GO): oxidoreductase activity, acting on paired donors, with incorporation or reduction of molecular oxygen; iron ion binding; heme binding
Source: RefSeq, a predicted model, not a curated record